UUGGGGGUGGUGUCCCAGGCCAGUCUGGGUGUUGGUUUGGCUGCACUCUUAGCCUCUGCUGCUCCCCCUUUUGAGAUGGCAUGGUCUCUGUGCCAGAGCCAUGCCCAGCCUGGGAGUGCCUAUGGCAAUAGCAGCGGCUCCCUGUCCAGGAGAGCCUGAUCCACCAGUCCCCAAGACUUCUGCAAAAUCUAACUGUCCCUCACUCACCCCCACACACACCACACAUGUCCACACUCUCUCCUUGCACUCUUUUACUCACACUCUUUUCCUCACUGCCAUUCUGCUGGCUGCCAUGUUGCGAUAAGCCAAUUUGGGUACCUUUUAUUACUUCUUCUUGUCUGAUUGCUGUGGCUAGGACUUCCAGUACUAUGUUGAAUAAGAAUGGUGAAAGCAGACAUCCUUGUCUUGUUCCUGUUCGUAAGGGAAACAUGUUUAGUUUUUGCCCAUUGAGUAUUAUUUUGGGUAUAUGUCAUAUCUUGAGGUAUGAUCUCUCUAUUCCUACUUUAGUGAGAGCUUUUAUCAAAAAAGGGUGUUGGGAGAGCAACAGAAACUAAGAGGAGCUCAAACUGUUAUAGUCUCGCCUUCAGAACUUUCGGAAAACAUCACAGCCCUGCCAAUACCUUGAUUUGAGCCCAGAAAAACGUCCAACCCACAGAACGGUCAAACUUCAAGUGAAGGCCGGCCGCAACAGUGACGCAAGAUGCAGCCAGCAUAGGCUUGGGAGUAAAAGUCCCUCACAAUUUUCGACUGUUGGAAGAACUUAAAGUGGCCAGAAAGGUAGAGGAGAUUGAACAAUUAAUUGGGGUGUAGAAGAUGACAAAGACAUGACACUUACAAGAUGGACAGGGAUAAUAAUUGGGCCUCCAAGAACAGUUUAUGAAAACCAAAUGUACAGCCUUAAAAUAGAAUGUGGACCUAAAUACCCUGAAGAACCCCCCGUUGUAGGAUUUGUAACAAAAAUUAAUAUGAAUGGAGUUAAUAGUUCUAAUGGAGUGGUGGACCCAAGGGCCGUAUUAGUGCUAGAGAAAUGGCAUCGUUCAUAUGGUAUCAAACAUGUCCUGCACGAGCUUCGGCAUCUAAUGCUGACUAGUGAUAAUAUAUCACUCCCUCAGCCUCCUGAAGGGCAGUGUUACAGCAACUAACCAAAAAGAAAACCACAGGCCCACCCCUCCCCCAUUUGAUUUAAGCAGUCUUCAUUUUCCACAGUAGUAAUCUUUCUAGAUACGUCUUGUAGACAUCAAAGUACUGGAAAGGAAGCUCCCGUUCAAAGGCAGUUUAUCUUAAGAUGCUGUAAGUGAUACUAAU
Myotis myotis is the source of this 1305-nucleotide messenger RNA. Its product is annotated as ubiquitin-conjugating enzyme E2 variant 1-like. The record is from RefSeq and is a predicted model, not a curated record. Gene Ontology annotation, biological process: protein K63-linked ubiquitination; DNA damage tolerance. The transcript has a single exon. Lineage: Eukaryota; Metazoa; Chordata; Mammalia; Chiroptera; Vespertilionidae. Gene Ontology annotation, cellular component: nucleus. Bases 825 to 1142 code for a protein of 105 amino acids.